AUGACGAGACCUGAAUUUGAUGAUAAAAUCAAACCUGUAUCAUUGAAAGAUACAAAUCUUUUCAAACCAAUCAAAUUAGGAAAUUUAAAGUUACAACAUCGACUUGUGUUAGCACCAUUAACUAGAUUGAGAGCUGAUCCUGUUAAGUUUGUUCAACCUAUUGAAUUGAGUUCUGAAUAUUAUGAUCAAAGAUCUAAAACACCAGGAAGUUUAGUCAUUGCAGAAGCUACUUUAUACUCUCAUUCAGCUGGUGGGUAUUUUGAUGGUAAACCAGGAAUUUGGAAUCAAGAACAAAUCGAAUCAUGGUCAAAACUUUUCGAUAAAAUUCAUUCAAAUGGUUCUUUCGUUGUUCAACAAUUAUUUCACUUAGGUAGACAAGCUAUUCCUGAUAAAGUUUCUGAACAAGGGAUUAUUUAUAGAGCCCCAACUUCAGGGAUAUACCCUAAUGAUGGUUCAUAUCCUUUUGAAGAAAAAGCUAAAGAGUUUAAUACUCCAUUGACCGAGUUCACAACUGAAGAAGUCGAAGAGGAAGUUAAAACUUUUAUCCAAAGUGGUAUUAAUAGUAUUAAAGCAGGUGCAGAUGGUGUUCAAGUCCAUGCUGCUAAUGGAUAUUUGUUAAAUCAAUUCUUAGACCAUCUAACCAAUAAAAGAACGGAUAAAUAUGGUGGUUCUUUAGAAAACAGAUCAAGAUUUAUUCUAAAACUUGUUGAUGGAUUAUCUGAAUCCAUUGGAGCUGAGAAGGUCUCUGUGAGAUUUUCACCUUGGUCACAAUAUGGGGAUCUUAAAGGUAUUCAAAAAGAUCCUGAAUUAUUAGCACAGUAUGCACAUAUUGUUGGCGAGUUAGAGAAGAGAAGAUUAGAUGGUAAAGGUAUUCAAUUCAUUGAUCUUAUAGAGCCAAGAGUAAAUGGGAUUGAUGUUAAUGAAGACUAUGAUUCAACAAAUAGUCAAGGUAAUGAAUUCAUUUAUGAUAUUUGGAAAGGACCGAUUAUUAGAGCAGGUAAUUAUAUUCAAGAGAUUGAAAGAUUACAAAGAGAUGUUAAUCAUAAUGAUAGAACAUUGAUUGCAGUAGGAAGACAUUUUGUUUCAAAUCCCGAUUUAGUGGAGAGAUUGAAGAAGGGGUAUCCUUUGACCAAAUAUGAUCGUUCAACUUUCUAUAGUGGUGGUGAGAAAGGGUAUGCUGAUUAUCCAAACUACACAGUCUGA
Hansenula ciferrii is the source of this 1203-nucleotide messenger RNA. Its product is annotated as alkene reductase. The record is from RefSeq and is a predicted model, not a curated record. The transcript has a single exon. NCBI's taxonomy places the organism in Eukaryota, Fungi, Ascomycota, Saccharomycetes, Phaffomycetales, Wickerhamomycetaceae. Gene Ontology annotation, molecular function: FMN binding; NADPH dehydrogenase activity. The coding region runs from base 1 to 1203 and encodes 400 amino acids.